Molecule: messenger RNA, 3328 nt
Organism: Rhinichthys klamathensis goyatoka
Lineage: Eukaryota; Metazoa; Chordata; Actinopteri; Cypriniformes; Leuciscidae
Gene: wfs1a
Product: Wolfram syndrome 1a (wolframin)
Exons: 10
Coding region: 96-3302 (1068 amino acids)
Biological process (GO): calcium ion homeostasis; endoplasmic reticulum unfolded protein response
Cellular component (GO): endoplasmic reticulum membrane; endoplasmic reticulum
Molecular function (GO): protein binding
Source: RefSeq, a predicted model, not a curated record
UGUGUACAGGAACGGACACUUUAAAAAAUUAUUUAUUUUUUACUGUGCUAUGCCAUACAAUGUUUGUCUGAAGAUCAUCCGUUCAAGCAGCUUAAAUGAGUGAGAUGGACAUUAAUGCCUGUCCACCACCAUCUCCUGAGACUCUCGUGGAGAAUAGUGCAACCCACAAACGUCUCAACCCUCCAUCCACCAAAUCCAUUCCUGGCACUGAGACGGCUGGCCCCCCGUUCUCCAUAUCUGGGAGCCCAGACCGACACUCUGAAUCCCCUUCUUUAACUCAAGAUACUACAUUAAAACACCCUAAUGUUAAAACCUGUAACGUUCCAGCCAAACCAACACCUGAGAAACCAACAACAGUAAAACCAACCCCUGCAUCAUCAUCCCAUAUCUCUAAAACUACUCCAACAAUGCCAGCUUCAUCAUCAUCAUCAUCAUCAUCAUCAAAAUCAACACCAUUAAUAUUAUCUUCUCCUAAUGACCCAUCUACACCCAGCAUGACCAUUUCUGCUGAUCCUACUCCUCCUGAGGGUUCAUCGUCCACCAGCAAAACACCUGCAGCGGGCUCCGGUAAAAUCCCCCGUCAACGGAGCUUUUUGGCUGCAGCCCAAAAGGUGAUUAUGCAGGAGAAAUUAAGAAAGGAUGAGGAGCAGGACAAAGCUGAGGAAUUUGAUGAUAUGGAUGAAGAGCUAACUUUUGAGGAGCUCUUGGAGAAAGCUGAAGCUGGAGACCCUCGAGCACAGAGUAGACUUGGUAAACACUACCUUAAACUGGCAGAAGAAAAAGACACAGAGACAAAUAACCAUAAAGCUGUUGAAUGGUUGGUGAAGGCAACAAAACAAGGUCGGAGAGAUUCUGCCAAACUCCUUCAGAAAUGCUGGAUCAAAAAUAAAGGCAUCACACCAGAGAACACACAAGAGGUGAGAAAGCUGUCCUCAGAGAGUAAGUUUGAACAGGCAGUAAGGAGAGCAGCCAUGACCAUGUAUUGGAAACUCAAUCCUGACAGAAAGAAGAAAGUAGCCAUGUCUGAGAUGCUGGAGAAUGUCAGCCAGGUCAAUACUGUACCAGGUGAAGCAUCUGUAUGUGGUGUAACACCCAGCAUUUUUUCUCAGAGGAAAAUUCUUGAGACAAUGGUGUCUAAUGAAUCUGGCUCUAAGUAUGUGGAUGCGGAAGAUUUUGUGGAGAUGACAAAAAAGUUCACAGAAGGCAUUGCGUGCACUCCCACACAGAGCACCUCAAGCGUAGAUGCAAAGGGAGAGGAGACUUUAAGGAAAAGUAAUGCAGCCUCAUUUGAUACGAAAAAAACUGAAUUGGCCUCCGUUGCUCAUAAGCGUCAUCGAAAGUCAAGUUGGGGAAUGACGAGCAGUGGGAUGAUGCUGGCUUCCAGACGCACCGGUGCAAUGAAGAGAGCCCUGGACAUAAAAGCCCACUUCUUGGGUCUGCAGUACCCCCUCCAUGCCAUUAUUGAGAUGAAGGAACAUUUUAUUGACUGGGCAUCUCGUGCUGGCGUCCAGUGGCUGAGCACCAUCAUCCCAACACAACACGUCAAUGCUCUCAUCUUCUUCUUCAUCAUCUCCAAUCUCACCAUUGAUCUGUUUGCCUUCAUCAUCCCGCUCCUCAUCUUCUACCUCUCCUUUAUCUCCAUGGCCAUCUGCACACUGAGAGUCUUCCAGAGCAGCAAAGGCUGGGAGAACUUCCGUGCCUUCACCGCCCUCCUCACACGCUUCGAGCCUAGCUUAGACGUGGAGCAAGCGGAGACCAACUUUGGCUGGAACAACCUGGAGCAGUACCUCUACUUCAUGAUAUCCGUGUUCUUUUUGAUCUUCACUUUUCCAGUUGCAGAUAAAGGCUGGAUCCCAUGUUCAGAGCUUUCCACAGUAGCCAUCUUCUUCACAGUACUGAGCUACAGGAGCCUGGGCCCGUCUACAGCAGCGUACGCUCGAAGGGCGCUCAUCAUCGAGGUGGCUUCAUCUUUGUGUGCCUUGACCAACAGGUUGCCUAAGGAAAUGGUGAUGGCCAGGAUGCUGGGACAUAUUUUCACAACCAUCCCUCUAGGAGAAUCAGUGGUGGUGGAGCUCAGUGUACCCUGUGUGCUCUACAUCUAUCUUUUCUACUUGUUCUUCAGUAUGGCACGCAUGAGGGGAUUCAGAGGGACGUACUGCUUCCUGGUGCCGUAUCUAGUCUGCUUCGUGUGGUGCGAGUUCUCUGUGGUUCUGCUGCGGAAUUCCACCAUCAUCGGCCUUAUCCGCACCUGUGUUGCCUACUUCCUCUUCCUGUUCGCAUUACCUGUCUUGGCUAUGGGUCUGAUGGCGAUGCUGCUGAUUCAGGUGGUCAAGUGGUUCCUGGAGCUGGAGUUGACUAAAAUGCUGGUGACGCUGGCAGUGUGCGCCGUCCCAGUGAUGCUGCGGCUUUGGACUCGAUUCAGCCUCUCCAUUCUAAACGUCUUCCGUUCCAUCACCGACAGAGGCCCUGUGAAACUGAUCCUCCUGUGCAUCACCACUGUGAUUUUUCUCUGCGGCGUCUAUGUCUAUAACGCUGAAGGUCUGAAGGUUUAUAACUCCACACUCACCUGGCAGAAAUAUGGUACACUGUGUGGCCCACAUGCCUGGCAGGAUCAUGGGAUGGCUCAAACACAGCUCCUCUGCAGCCAUCUGGAAGGCCAUCGGGUCACAUGGACAGGAGUGUUCCGUCGUGUUCGCGUAGCUGAGAAGGAAAACGGAGCACAGUCUGUUAUAAACAUUCUCCCGGUGUUCAUGGGCGACUGGUUGCAGUGUCUCUACGGUGAGGUGUAUCCUAAGUGUGAACCACAGAAUAAUACGUCUCCGGUUGUGAAUGUCACGGACGUCGUCCCAGAGCCUGUCAACACCACAAUGCUGUUCCUCCAGCAGGAAGAGGACGAGCUCUGUCGAAUAAAGGCCUUUGCUAAACACAAAUGCCACGUUAAACGCUUCGACAGUUACCGCUUUGAGGUGACGGUCGGCAUGCCGGUGGAUGGGGUCACAAAACUCGACGAUCCGGCAGCUGACAUUCUCCUAAUGGCAAGCCACGAGUUUAGACAGGUGUUGCUGAACCUCGACCCAGGCAGCAUGGUAGAGUUCAGCACAAAGCUGGAAGGGAAGUUGGGUAAUAAACUACCUGUAUUUGAACUGAAAGCCAUACACUGUCUGGACUGCAGCUCCUCAUUGGUGCCUGAGGGACGACAGGUCAAGAUUGAGCGAAACUGGAGGAAAACCAUGCUAAAAGCCAUUAAAUUUGCAUUUGACUUUUUCUUUGCUCCGAUUCUUUGUGCUAGGAUCAAUGUGUAAAAGAACAAGUGGAAGGAAAGAUGAGA